Molecule: messenger RNA, 375 nt
Organism: Cherax quadricarinatus
Lineage: Eukaryota; Metazoa; Arthropoda; Malacostraca; Decapoda; Parastacidae
Source: RefSeq, a predicted model, not a curated record
AUUCAAGGUAUCAUCAGUGCUGAGAGCUAUGCCAGUGGUGAAUGCUUUCAUGAACAAAUAUCACAAAUUAAAAGUGGAACCCAGGACGAAAGGCAAUUGUCCAGACCAAAACCAAAACCAAAGCCUUUUCGUCUCCCUACACUAGGUCCUUCUCACAAUUGGACUGCCAUUAAAACCAAAGACAUAGGUCCUUUGUUUGAUCCUACAGGACCUGAUGCCCUUGUCAUGCCCAGACCGCCAAGUCACCAUCAGUGGACCUAUAACAGUAGCGGAGCAAAAGUGGUGGACGUAGUAAUAGAUCCAUACAUCAGCGGACAGCUACGACCACACCAGCAUGAAGGUGUCAUCUUCUUGUAUGAAUGUGUCAUGGAUUAG